Gossypium raimondii (Peruvian cotton) is the source of this 1144-nucleotide messenger RNA. RefSeq names its product translation machinery-associated protein 22. The transcript is spliced from 7 exons. The coding region runs from base 158 to 757 and encodes 199 amino acids. Gene Ontology annotation, biological process: formation of translation preinitiation complex; translation reinitiation. Lineage: Eukaryota; Viridiplantae; Streptophyta; Magnoliopsida; Malvales; Malvaceae. The record is from RefSeq and is a predicted model, not a curated record. Gene Ontology annotation, molecular function: translation initiation factor activity; mRNA binding.
GGGUUCUCUUUACAUCAUUGCAUGAUUGCGUCGCACUGUAACCGGGAAAAAGGAAACGAAUUUUUGCUUUAUGAAAUGAAAUCUGGGUUUUGAUUAUUUUCAUCCAUUAUAUCCAAAGCAAAGGGAAGAAGUAACAAAAAAAAGAAUUAAAGAAAUUAUGGCAGAGAAACCACAACCAGUGAAAGUUUUAUAUUGUCCCAUAUGUUCUCUUCCAGCGGAGUACUGUGAAUUCGGCCCUGAUUUCGAAAAGUGUAAACCUUGGUUGAUCAGCAACGCCCCUGACCUUUACCCACAUCUCCUCAAAGAGGCUAAUGAAAAGGAGGGUGAGAAGGUUUCUGAACAGCUGCAAUCAGUUGGUAUUUCCUCUGCUGCUGAAGGGGCAGCAUCUUCAGCUCCACCAGGGAGCACGGUGUCAUCUAAACAAGAAGAUGUAAAACGUCUUCCUGGUGGAAAAAUAAAGAAGAAAGAGAAACAAGAAGUUGUCAUUGAAAAGGUUGUACGUAAUAGGCGCAAAUGUAUCACCAUUGUGAAAGGAUUGGAUCUAUUUGGAAUUAAGCUUAGUGAUGCUUCGAAAAAGCUUGGGAAGAAAUUUGCCACCGGUGCAUCAGUUGUUAAGGGACCAACUGACAAGGAGCAAAUUGAUGUUCAAGGAGACAUAUCGUAUGAUAUUGUGGAAUAUAUUACAGAGACCUGGCCUGCUGUACCUGAAACUGCCAUUUUCUUCAUUGAGGAUGGAAAAAAGGUUCCUGCUGCUUGAUGCUAGAACUUGGAGCCAGAGCAGGGGACUGGGUGGGAUUUUAAAGCACAUCGAUGAGUCAGUUCCACUUUAAUUGGACAUAGCAUCUAUUCAUCCGUAGUUGGAUAAUUUUCCCUAAACCUACUUCAUACAUAGCUCACUGGUUCUUGGAUCAUGUUACAGUUUUAAUAUUUUUGGGUUGCAGUAUAAUCUUUUUACAUGUACGGAGUGUUUUUCUUUGAUGGGGAAACACUUGAAGUUCAUUUUCAUGUGAAUGACGAUGGUAUUACAGAAAGAAAGAGUAGAUAGAUGGGAGAAUAUCAUAGCACUUGAAGAACAUUAUAACCAAGUGCUUUUGGUGUAUAAGACAAAAAUAUGAGGUCUUUAAGAUGAAUAUCUUUUUUGGUA